AUGCGCUACUUCGAGAUGGUCAUCCUCGUGGUCAUUGCCCUGAGUAGCAUUGCUCUGGCUGCAGAGGACCCUGUGCGGACAGACUCUCCCAGAAACAAUGCUCUGAAGUACAUGGACUACAUCUUCACAGGUGUCUUCACCUUUGAGAUGGUGAUAAAGAUGAUUGACUUGGGACUGCUCCUUCACCCUGGAGCCUACUUCCGGGACCUGUGGAACAUUCUGGACUUCAUUGUGGUCAGUGGGGCCCUGGUGGUGUUUGCCUUCUCAGGAUCCAAAGGGAAAGACAUCAACACCAUCAAGUCCCUAAGAGUUCUGCGCGUCUUACGGCCCCUCAAGACCAUCAAACGGUUCCCCAAGCUCAAGUACUGGGACCAGAAUCAGGACCCAGUCUUCUCAACGGCCGGGUAUGAGGUCAAAUUUAAGGACCUCAAGACUCUCCACAGAGCUGCCUACGACGGCGACCUCUACGACAUGAUGGACCUGGUCCAUCUGAAAAGAAAUAAGUUAAAUGCAUAUGACAAGAAGAAGAGAAGUGCUUUGCAUUUGGCUUGCGUAAGAGGCUAUGCCAAGGUGUCCACUAUGUUGAUCGACAAGGACUGCGAUCUGAACAUCAGAGAUGCUGAAGAGAGGACACCUCUGAUAAAGGCCGUGCAAUGCGAGAGACCGCAGUGUGUCACUCUCCUCUUAGAACGUGGCGCAGAUCCCAACAUCACGGAUAUCCACGGUAACUGCGCUCUCCACUAUGCUGCCCACAGCGGCAAUGUAGAGAUUACAACAAAACUCCUUGAACAUGGUGCCGCUACAGAGAUAAUGAACAAGAAAGACACCACACCACUCUUCCUUGCUCUGAAGGAAACCCAUUCAGAUGUGGCGGAACUUUUAAUUAAGCAUAAGGCAAAUAUACAUCUAGUUGAUGGAUGUAGGAGAACAGCGCUCAUGCUUGCUGUACUUUGUAAUUCGGAAAGCUUAGUGGAUCUUCUUUUGGAGCAGAAUAUUAAUGUCUUUGCGGAAGAUUUAUUUGGACGGACUAUAGAUAAUUUUCUUCUUCCUGACUCUGAAAGCAUUCAACAGAAAAUUUUGGAAUACAAGGCAAAAAUUAAACCUAUAACUCCUGCACAAGCAAGAGCAACUUUGGUUAAGGAAAGGCGUUCUGUUUGUCAAAAAGAAGAAAUGGCUGAAAACCAUUUUUCCACCUUCACUUUAGUCCAGCCAUUCAUACCAGAUCCUCGAAUGGCCUUUGUCAACCAUUGUGAUACAGAGGAAGGAGCAAGAGAGUCAGAAGUUGGAGACAAUACCAACACGAUUGGUAUUGUUGAAAGUGCUACACAAAAGCAAAUAGAUAAAAUCUCUGUACUGUUAUCAGGACACGACAAACCAAAAGAACCAAGUUUGUAUUUGGAGAGUAUUUCAGAGACUCUUUCAGAGAAGGAUCUUAGUCAUUCAUCUCAGGAUGCCAAUCAAGAAGAGAAAAACAGAGUAAAUGCACAAGUAGAAGGACACAAAAUUUUAUCAAAAUCAGUGAAAGAGGAAGAAGAACCUAAAGGAAGUGAAAAUAACCAGCCACAGUAUAAUCUCUACUCACCUCCUAAAGUUCAUUUAAAUGAAAGAAAAAGGUGUACUGUAAAAAUGCUAACAAUGCACACGGACACUCGGCAUGCAUUUGACACAGAUGGCACUCCUGUCCGACCUCCCAACUCGUUGCAGCAGUCCACGCUUCACAAAUCUUUCCACUCUGCUCCGACGUUCUUCUACAAACUGGCGACUGCAGUCGGCUGUUGGGAAGGGUGUUGGCUGCUGGUGGCUCCCGUGGCUGCUGACAGGUCCCGUGGCUGGGUUCGGGGACCUUAUUCUCAGUGUUGUGGUUCAGAGUUUCCCUUUUGA
Nycticebus coucang (slow loris) is the source of this 1881-nucleotide messenger RNA. RefSeq names its product POTE ankyrin domain family member B-like. The transcript is spliced from 17 exons. Gene Ontology annotation, biological process: transmembrane transport; monoatomic ion transport. Lineage: Eukaryota; Metazoa; Chordata; Mammalia; Primates; Lorisidae. Gene Ontology annotation, cellular component: membrane. The record is from RefSeq and is a predicted model, not a curated record. Bases 1 to 1881 code for a protein of 626 amino acids. Gene Ontology annotation, molecular function: monoatomic ion channel activity; protein binding.